Dentiscutata heterogama is the source of this 235-nucleotide messenger RNA. The record is from the annotation of a GenBank genome assembly. NCBI's taxonomy places the organism in Eukaryota, Fungi, Glomeromycota, Glomeromycetes, Diversisporales, Gigasporaceae.
GUGAUCAUUGCAGCCUCCAAGUUUGAAAUAUCAAACGACCUUCAAGAACAGUUGGGCAAAGCAAUAGACCAUGUGAAUAAGACGCCAGAAAAAUUAGAGCUCAAAGAAGUCAAGGAAUAUCGCAAUAAAAUUGAUAAACAUCUUAAAUGUUUUGAAGAUUUUGAUAAGGCUCUAAAAUGGGAUAAUUUUGAUGAUAUGAUUAAUUUAGCAUAUAAUGUUCCUUUCUAUUUAGCCA